UGUGUUCAUAUCACACCAACUUCACAUCCUAAACUCUCGUUGAAUGAACCGUGCCUUCUUUCACGGCAAAAUUGGGGGCUUAGAAAAUUUCAUUUGUGUUUUACGAUAAUGCCCUUUGUAAAUGUAUGUAUGAGAAAAGAGUUGUCAAAACCGGUCCCAUGCUGGGUGUGAGUUAUAGUGGGUUGGGACAAAUGUUUGGUAGAUAACAUUAUUUCUUAAGUAUGUGGUCAAGGAUUCAAUCCUUAGCCCGUGUGUAUAGAAAGACAUCUAUUGGAAGAGGUCAACUCCUUAAAUGGAUUUCGGUACUUUGAGAUACCCAUAUAAAAAAGUGGGUUGGAAAUAAAAGAAAUUCAAUUUGGGUAUCUAAAAUGAAGCUUGUUCAGGCUUUUGGUGGAUUUUUGAGGUUAUGUCUAGAUUGAGUCUUGAUCAGAUUCGAAUAAAAAAGUUUAUUUUUAAUUUUUUCUUAAUCCGUGGGAAUCGAAGACAGUGUUAGGGGGUUUACACAACUCACACGUCCUACUCAACCGAAUUAGAUCACCUUUGACAAUCUACUCACAAUUUAAAGCUCAAAUCCUGCAUUUCUUUAGGCAGAUUUGGGCCAAGCCGGGGCAAAUCAUUUUGCCACCUCUAGAUUGAAAUGGAAUUGAUUCAUUAGCACAUAGGGGCAAAUUGGUAUUUUCCUCGUUUGAAAUGGGUUGAAGUGGGCACCUGUGUAAUUUUCAUCAUUUUUCUGUUGUUGUAGUUGUAGGCCCCUCUUGAUCAUUACAGGGUGCUGUUAGCCUGAAAGAGCUUAUCAUAGCAUCAGUUGUCCUUGUGGGUCAGAGAGCAUUCAAGCAGCGAGGCCCAACUAAUUGACCUGUUUCUCUUUAUUGGAUAGAAGGCAAUUAAGCCAUGCAGACACCAAAGACAAGAAGUGGGUCCUCUGAAGUGCCUCAGAAGGUGUCUCCACGUGCCGUGCGCAAACUCAAGCCUACUACUCUGGACAUCGACUCUGCAUCUUCUUUAAGUCAGGCUACUAAAUCAUCAAAGGAAAGAAGCCCCAAAGUCACUGACCGCAGAUCACCCAGAAGCCCAGUUGUUGAGAGGAAGCGCCCCAGCAAAAUAUCUGAGUUGGAAUCUCAAAUUUCUCAACUCCAAAAUGACUUGAAGAAGGUAAAGGACCAGCUUAUUUUGUCUGAAUCAUGCAAGAAGCAAGCUCAGCAAGAAGCUGAGGAGUCCAAGGAGCAACUACUAGCCCUAUCUGCAAAACUUGAAGAGUCACAAAAACAAGUUCUGGAUCUUUGUUCUACUGGAGAAGCUCGCGUUCUUGAGCUCCAGAAUAUCGUAGAAGAACGUGAUAUGGCAUGCCAAUCUGAGCUUGAGUCUUCCAAAAAGCAGCUCUCAGUUGAGUCUGCUGCCCUGGCCUCUGCAACGAACGAAAUUCAGAUGCUCAAGGCGCAACUUGAAUUGGUAGCUAAUUGUGAGAGUGUGCAAUCUCAACACGCAGAAUCAGCAGACAUUGAGCUUCUUAACCUGAAGCAGAACUUGUCCGAAACGCUUUCUCUUGUGGAUGCCUUGAAAAACCAACUAAGGGAUUGCAAAGAAUCUGAAGCUCAGGCCCAAGCAUUGGUCAAUGAAACUAUGAUGCAACUUGAGGCUGCAAAAGGAACUGUUGAGUUCCUAAGGGCUGAUGUUGCGAAAGCUGUUGAUGGCUACAACUCCAUUGCUAAAGAGUUAGACCAAUCUGAAGCACGGGUGAACUCACUAGAGGCAUUUGUUAGCAAUCUUGAGACAGACCCCAUCAAUAAUAAAUGCAUCCUUUCAGAAAAUGUUGCAGAUGAUCAUAAAUUUGAGUACCAACCUGAAAUAUUGAAACAGGGUGAGGAUCCUAGUCAGCUGGAAGCAGAAGUUGUUUCUUUGAAGUCCGAGGUUGAACGAUUGAGAUCUGCUAUAGAGACUGCUGAGAUUAAAUACCAAGAAGAACAGAAUCGGAGCACGGUGCAGAUCAGGAAUGCCUACGAGUUAGUAGACCAGAUAAAAUCUGAAUCAUGUCAGAGGGAAUGUGAGCUAGAGGCUGAGUUGAAAAAGAAAAAAGCUGAUAUUGAAGAGUUGAAGGCUAACCUAAUGGACAAGGAAACUGAGUUGCAAGGCAUUGUGGAGGAGAAUGACAACCUGAACCUAAAGCUUCAAGAGAGCAUGUCAUCCAAAAACGAGCACGAACUAAAAAGGGAAAUUAAAAGACUAGAAGAAUGUGUGGCGGAACUGAAGGCAGAUAUGAUGGACAAGGAGACAAUGCUGCAAAGCAUAUCUGAAGAGAACGAAACGCUGAAAUCGGAAAUGAACAACUGCAGCAAAGCAAGGGAGGAAGUUGCUGCUGAAGUAGAGCAAGUGAGGGCAGCGGAACGCGAGGCUCUCAUGAAACUCGGGAUUGUGAUGGAGGAGGCAGAUAAGAGCAACAAGAAGGCUGCAAGAGUGGCUGAGCAGCUGGAGGCAACACAAGCCGCGAACUCAGAAAUGGAAGCAGAACUGAGAAGACUGAAGGUGCAGUCUGAUCAGUGGAGGAAGGCUGCAGAGGCAGCUGCUGUUAUGAUUUCAACAGGGAACAACAAUGGGAGGCUCACAGAGAGAACUGUGUCUUUGGAUAACAACAACUACAAGGGCUCACCCUAUGCUGAAGACAUGGAUGAUGACUUCCAGAGGAAGAAAAAUGGCAACAUGCUGAAGAAGAUCGGGGUCUUGUGGAAGAAGCCUCAAAAAUAGCUGUGAUGAUGUCUGAUUUAAUGAUGUGUUCUGAAAUUGUAGUCCAAUAAAUAGUGUGUUCAUGUCAUGUUUAUUACUAUGUCUUUCUUGCAAUUUUGUCUGACCCCUACAUUACCCUCUGCACUGCACUGUAAAUCCUGCCUCCAUCUGAAACUGUGUGUGAACUGUACUUGAAACAUUGGUGUUUAGUUAUUGAAUGAAUUAAGCUCUUCACAUAA
Glycine soja is the source of this 2957-nucleotide messenger RNA. RefSeq names its product interactor of constitutive active ROPs 3-like. Lineage: Eukaryota; Viridiplantae; Streptophyta; Magnoliopsida; Fabales; Fabaceae. The transcript has 4 exons. The coding region runs from base 892 to 2739 and encodes 615 amino acids. The record is from RefSeq and is a predicted model, not a curated record.